Sorex araneus (European shrew) is the source of this 856-nucleotide messenger RNA. RefSeq names its product mediator complex subunit 10 (gene MED10). Lineage: Eukaryota; Metazoa; Chordata; Mammalia; Eulipotyphla; Soricidae. Bases 59 to 466 code for a protein of 135 amino acids. Gene Ontology annotation, molecular function: transcription coregulator activity. Gene Ontology annotation, biological process: positive regulation of transcription by RNA polymerase II. The record is from RefSeq and is a predicted model, not a curated record. Gene Ontology annotation, cellular component: mediator complex; chromatin. The transcript has 4 exons.
GCGCGGGCCGGGCGGAAGCCGGAAGCGCCGGGGCGGAGCGCGGCGGGGCUGCGCGGCCAUGGCGGAGAAGUUCGACCACCUGGAGGAGCACCUGGAGAAGUUCGUGGAGAACAUCCGGCAGCUCGGCAUCAUCGUCAGCGACUUCCAGCCCAGCAGCCAGGCGGGGCUCAACCAGAAGCUGAAUUUCAUCGUCACCGGCCUGCAGGACAUUGACAAAUGCAGGCAGCAGCUGAACGACAUCACCGUGCCUUUAGAAGUGUUUGAGUACAUCGACCAGGGCCGGAAUCCCCAGCUCUACACCAAAGAGUGCCUGGAGCGGGCACUGGCCAAGAACGAGCAGGUCAAGGGCAAGAUCGACACCAUGAAGAAGUUCAAGAGCCUGCUGAUCCAGGAGCUCUCGAAGGUGUUUCCCGAGGACAUGGCCAAGUACCGCAGCGUCCGCGGGGAGGACCACCCCCCCUCGUAGCCGCGCCCCCGCCCGCCCGAGGUCUCUGUCCUGCAGGAGUGGCCGUGACUGCCCUCGUGCCUCCCGUGGUCUCUGUCCUGCAGGAGUGGCCGUGACUGCCCUCGUGCCCCCCAAGGUCUCUGUCCUGCAGGAGUGGCCGUGACUGCCCGCGUGCCCCCCGUGCCACUGGGGCCAGGCUUGUCCCAGCCCGCCCAGCCCGCCCCGCAUGCUCCGGCAGAGGGGCCCCUCGGGACCGCCCCCUGCCGGGACCGGGAGUGGAGUGAGGAAUGCUGGGCCGCGUGUCCGUGUCCGUGUCCGUGUCCCGUGUCCGUGGGGGCUCCAGGGUGCAUUCAGUGCAGCUGUUUACGUGAGUCUCGUGUUUCGGUAAUAAAGCCUUUGAGUCACCCGCGC